GUUAAUGGUUUGGGCAGGGGCUGGGCGUGGGACGCAAGGGUCAGAUGUUCCUCUGGGAUGGGGACCGGCGCGCAGGCUGCUAUUCCAGAGCUCUGAUCACAGUCACCUAUUUAUAGCGCUGGGGGGCCCUCCCCACACGGGCGGCAGAGAGGCGGCUCUGCUGCAAUGUCACCCCGCGUCACCGCCACUGCGGGCUGCCGGCACCUGCCGCUGCCGCAGGAGAUACAGAGAAGAGACCCCGGGGCCGCCAGGCACUGUGUGGGGUGGGGAAGCGGCCGGCCACAUGGGCAGCACCAUGGAGCCCCCCGGGGGCGGCUACCUGCACCUGGGAGCUGUGACGUCCCCGGUGGGCACUGCCCGCGCGCUGCAGCUGGCCUUCGGCUGCACCACCUUCAGCCUGGUGGCCCACCGGGGCGGCUUUGCGGGCGUCCAGGGCACCUUCUGUAUGGCCGCCUGGGGCUUCUGCUUCGCACUCUCGGUCCUGGUGGUGGCCUGUGAGCUCACCCGGCUGCACGGCUGCCUGCGCCUGUCCUGGGGAAACUUCACGGCAGCCUUCGCCAUGCUGGCCACGCUGCUGUCCGCCACGGCCGCCGUCAUCUACCCGCUCUACUUCACGCGGCUGGAGUGCCCGCCCGAGCCCGAGGGCUGUGCCACCAGGGACUUCCGCCUGGCAGCCAGCGUCUUCGCGGGGCUCCUCUUCUUGGCUUAUGCCGCAGAGGUGGCCCUGACCCGAGCCCGGCCAGGCCAGGUGGCCAGCUACAUGGCCACUGUGUCGGGGCUCCUCAAGAUCGUCCAGGCCUUCGUAGCCUGCAUCAUAUUCGGCGCACUGGUCCACGACAGCCGCUACGGGCGCUACAUGGCCACCCAGUGGUGUGUGGCCGUCUACAGCCUGUGCUUCCUGGCCACGGUGGCCGUGGUGGCCCUCAGCGUGAUGGGACACACGGGGAACCUGGGCUGCCCCUUCGACCGCGUGGUGGUGAUGUACACCUUCCUGGCCGUGCUCCUCUAUCUCAGUGCUGCGGUCAUCUGGCCCGUCUUCUGUUUCGACCCCAAGUACGGGGAGCCCAGGAGGCCCCCCGACUGCCUGACGGGCAGCUGUCCCUGGGACAGCCAGCUGGUGGUGGCCACCUUCACCUACGUCAACCUGCUCCUCUACGUCGCCGACCUGGCCUACUCCCAGAGGAUCCGCUUUGUGCCCACCUUGUAGCUGGACAGGCAGCGAUCCACCCACCUCUGCUUUCAGAGGUCACGAAGGGACCCAGGUGAACCCAGACCCCCAAGGAUGAGCAGAGGGAGGUAGCCAGGAGAGCUGGGCCUGGACUUCUGGCGGCCCCAGCAGCUGCGCUUGGGGUGGGGCGGAGGGGGCCAGAGCGGCAGGUGAGGCUUCUGCCAGGCGGCUCCCACCCCUCUCCCCGCUCCCUGUCUGUCUCUGUCUCCGUCGCUCUCCCUUUGCUGGCACUCCCUGUCUUAGUGCUGGGCAGUGUAACACAUGAAAAUCCUUUGAAGCAGCUGCUGU
Molecule: messenger RNA, 1516 nt
Organism: Vicugna pacos (alpaca)
Lineage: Eukaryota; Metazoa; Chordata; Mammalia; Artiodactyla; Camelidae
Gene: MYADML2
Product: myeloid associated differentiation marker like 2
Cellular component (GO): membrane
Source: RefSeq, a predicted model, not a curated record